GUUACUUCGUAACACCAUUCCCCUCCUUAGUAAGCUUGUCCCAAGCUUCUAAUACUUAAGGAGUUUAGUGGCCGCUGAUUGAGAGACAAAAAUGUCUUCGGUCUCUUCCCUUCGCCGCAAACGUCUUGCUUCCGAAAUUGAAGAGUCGGGAAGCAUCGUAAUUCUCAGUUGUGAACAUUGCUUAAUCCGUGGACUGACCUAUGUCGCCAUGUCCUCUUCAAAAAGUGUCAAAUGCGCAAACUGUGCUCGCAAGGGAAUAAAAUGCGUCGACGUGUCCUGGGAAAUUCUGGAUAAGACCAGGGAAGAAGCCAAAUCAGCCAUAGAAGAGAGUCUUGAGGAAUUAUCGGAAGUUUAUGCAAAGCAACAACAACUAAACACCAAACAACAAAAACUUCUUGCUCAACUUUCUUGAAGUCGGAAAAUUCUGAAGAUAGCCAAAAGUCGUGCAAAAGCGAAGGCUAUUUGUUUGAUAGAUGAAUUAGAAGAGGAAGAAGAGGCUGAACGAAUAAGAAAUGGUGGUCACUCUGAUGGUGAGCUUCGCGAGCUUACAGAUAAUCUCACCAUCUUUAACCAGAUCAUUGAAACCCGAGAGGUUUCGAAUACAUCGGAUUCUCAUGAUGGAAUCGCGAUAAUUCAAGCGGACAGUUGAGGUUCUUGUACGGUUCCCAAGUGUUUUCUUCCAGAUCUUCUCAACCUCGUAUUCCUGCU
Molecule: messenger RNA, 708 nt
Organism: Verruconis gallopava
Lineage: Eukaryota; Fungi; Ascomycota; Dothideomycetes; Venturiales; Sympoventuriaceae
Exons: 2
Coding region: 92-412 (106 amino acids)
Source: RefSeq, a predicted model, not a curated record